Molecule: messenger RNA, 7089 nt
Organism: Wyeomyia smithii (pitcher-plant mosquito)
Lineage: Eukaryota; Metazoa; Arthropoda; Insecta; Diptera; Culicidae
Exons: 13
Coding region: 1514-6271 (1585 amino acids)
Source: RefSeq, a predicted model, not a curated record
UCGUAAGUCAGUUUCGCGUUGGCGGGCAGCCCAUACGGACCACAAGUCGAGCGGCGGAUCGAAAUAAAAUAAGUAGAAAACGAGCAAAAAUAAAAUGAAAUGAAAACUGGAUGUGAAGCGAAUUAAGCGAGAAUCGUACUUUUUGAGGGAAAACAUCAGCUCAACGGAACGAUACGAUUCGCAGCGAGGCCACCGUCGCUGCUGCCGCAAAUCGCAAAGCGCUUGUUCCCAGCUUACGUACGGUACCUACAGCGUAGCGUUUGGAUUAUGGUUGAUCAUUUUCCAAGGAACGCUGUACGUUUUCUAUUUGUUUCUGAAUACUGAUAGCGUUUGCUCGUAGAAAAGUCACGGGAGCAUUUUCUCGAUUUGAUUACAACGAAGUUAAACCACCUGUGCAGUGCAGGUAAACAAAUAUUGGUGCAGCGAAAGUUUUACUAGGGAGUCGGAGGAUAGUGAAUUGUUAGAAUCAUUGACGACAUUAAUUUGUGGUAAAAUUACGAAGAGUUGCAGUUACGAAGACGGUGUUGUUUCGUUUAUCUUAAAAUAUUUCUAACUGUACCGAAGAAAAGUGCUCGCAGUUGUCGAUUGAAGUCAAUAAGUCACGUUUCGAUUCCCGGAAAACCGUUCAACGGGAUAUCUUGAUCCUCGUGGACACGAUUGUUCUUUAUUUCGUUGUUCUACACCGUUGGAUUAUCAUUACUUCGUGCUGUGAAACUUGUGUCGUCUUUUUUUCGCUCCAUAGUUCUCUACGGCUGUACGGCUCUAUCAACGGUACUAUUGCCGCUAUCGGUAGCGGUUGAAGCGAGAAUAGUUGGAAGAAAGUUGUUGCCGAGCCGAGUGUGCAACUGGACGGAACAGUCACCCCUGAGUGACGACGUAAGAUGAAUUCACCAUAAUCGGUGACAAAAAGGAAAAAUCGUAUAAAAGCAACAUUUUAGGAAAGUACAAGCAAGACGUGUGCGACAUUUGUUUCCCUAGAAGCAAAAUUAUCGAAUGCCGAAGUGUAUCCUUGAUGUGCAGCCGUGUGUUAGUGAGGAAUGUAUCAUUGCCAGUUAAAAAAGGAAGUGCUCAGUCGUUGUUUCACUUGAAUAAUAAUAUUGAGUUUAGUUUUGCUGGUGGAAGUGAACUUUGGAGGAGGGUGAAUUUGAAUUGACCGAGCGGCGGUAUAGACCAUCAACCGUAUCAUACUGACGAAAACCAAUCUGCGCUGGAUUUGUGUUGGCUCUUAACUUCAAAAAGAUCACCCGAGCCACGAAAAAGACUCAAUUAAAUUAAUAGAAACAUAACGGACACCCAACGGCUUUGCAUUACAACACACAUCACUGUAAUUUCCCGUUCAAACCUAUCGCUCGCAUUCGCCAAGUCUACUGGCAGCAGAAACCAGUUUCUGGGAGGUGACCGAACUGAGCAUCAAACUCUCCGCGCUGUGUGGUGAUAGUUCCAGAGUCCAACUGCAGAAGGGUGUCAUCGAAUAUCGGGCAUCCGCGUGCUUUGGUCGUGAAGAAGUGGCGAUAUGGAAGUGGCCGCAGCAGCAUCUGCUACGGCAUGUUCGAUUCCUGCCGGUUCGGCACUGCGGGGUCCCUUCCAGCGUGAGAUUCGUGAGUGGCAACAUGUUGAUCCGAAUACCGGUGCUCUGCUGACCGGGCGGCUCGAAGCAGACCGCUGGGUCAAUGGACCCCUUAGCAGUUUUGGAAAGAUGGCCUCAACUAACCUGUCCACUUCGGACGGGGCAACGCAGCACACGCAGAAAAAGCAAAUGGAAAUUUUACAAGCCCGCACAUCGUCCGGAUCGUUGCAGGUGGUCCGCGCUCAGACCGUUCAAACAACCUCUUCGCGCUGGUCCUCUUCUACGCUGCACUCGGAGAUUAGCAGUAAUUCUAGCAGCCACACGCAACUAGCAGCCUCCUCUAGUGCCAUCAGCAAGACUGGUAGUACUUUAACGACCAAUGGGUUCUCGAGUUCGCAUCUACCGCUGCAGUUCCACCGGCCGUUCAUAGGUUCUAGUAGAUUAUUGUCACACCAACCUCAAAGCACCAUAUCCAGCAGCAUCCCACACAGUAACUCACAACACCUGAGCUCACAGCCGUCGCUGCCACUAGCCGUGUCUUCUUCUGCAAAUGUCGCGACGUCAUCGGCAAUAGCAACCUCUUCACAGUCGAACACCGGACAGGCGACCGGUUUCGGUAUCAAACCGCAUUCCAGCGUCCCUGGGCUACCGAACGUGGGUGGACUCCGCAGCACCAGGGACAACAACAGUACGGUUGACUACAGCCGGCACAAGUUCGACAAGUUCAAAGAUAUCUCGGCAAAGGAGCAACCGGUCGACGCAGAGAGUUUCCUGAGCCGCGGCAAGAGCAUCUCAAUCGAAGAUUUAGCCACUGAACGCGACGAAACGAACUUCGAUGACGACGUCGAACCCACGCAGUGGAAGCGAGUCAGCAAGAUCCGUCGUUCGCUACAGUUUCCAAGGAAAACUGCACCAAAAAUCAACGCCCGUCCAAUUGAUCUGCCAGAAAAUUCCGUUAGCGUCAGGAAAAUUCGCCAAGAGUUGGAGAACGGUCGCCGUUUGAAUACUGCCAUGAGGAACAACCACAUCGAUUUCGUUGCACUGGAUAAUAUUCUAAAGAAUGUCACGGAGAGUCCAGUUCCAAAGGUGGAGUCACCGCGGACACCAACCGCUGUGGCUGUCGGAAAAGCAUCGUCUAGCACUUUCCUCACAGCGGAAUCGUUGAAAGAAAUUCGUGGGAAGUUGCGAAGGCUGAGUAACGAGUCACUCUAUCGGGAAGACAUGAGCCCAGGCGAGGAACGCAAGGAUGAAGAUGAUUCGGUCACCAUAACGGAAGUCGAAACACGGUUAGGACAGCUACAGACUAGCAGUUCUUCUGAUUCCUAUAAAAGUAAUAGCUUAGAGUCGAACCGUAAAGGUUCGACCGAUAGUAAUUCUGAGGACUGGCAUUCGCGGAGAAAGUCCUACGGAUUUGAAAGAAUGAAUCAACAGUCAGGGUUUAUGGCGAAAAUGGACUCUUCUACGGACAGUGGAAUUGGUCGUUCAUCGGAUCUCAGCUCUAGUUGGUCUAGUGGUGGAACGGACAAUAACGCCCAUUCGAGAGGAACCAUUGUAACCUUAGGAGAUCAUAAGGAAAAACCUGCGAGUAGUGCGAUGGUAAUUAAAAUCAUCAAUGAAGGUCAGGAUAGUGUAAAGUCGAAUUACCACGACGAGGAUGUCAAACGACAUUCGAUAGCCGUUGAUGAAACCAGUUACGUUCGUGACAGUUUGAAAAAUAUGUUCGAGAAGAAGUCAUCAGUGAGUGUGAAUGGGUUUACCCAUACGUUUAUCGAUGACUUUAACAGGAAUAAGAAGAAAGUUGAGUUUUGUAAAACGGAAGUUCAUUUCACUGCUGAUUCGGGUCGUGUGAACAUCGUCGAGACAGAUGAGAAACCGCCACCUACGAAUGUUUUUCGCAGGCGUCGGAGGUCUUCGGGAGGAUCGAUAGGUUCGUCCUUCUUGCAGGCUAUCAAUUCUGGAGUUCCGGUGACACAUUUCGGCGAUUUGGAGAAAGAAAUCAAUGAGUCGGAUUUGAAGGACAAUCCUGUCUACACAGCGCCUCCAGUGGUAACCACUACAGUUGGUCGUCCGGAGAAUAACGCACGUAAAAUUCCGGUAACUUCGGACGACAGUGAUGCUCAUUCGGCCGAUGAAAUAUCACUUCGCGGAAUCCUGAAGAACAAACCCGUUAAACCGAAACCCUACAUGUUAGGCGAAAAUCUAGAAAAUAGUGAAAGUUUAUGGGGAGUGAAAUUGCGACCUGUGUCAACUGAGCUGAACUAUUGGAGUGGUGAAUUGGAUGAAAAACAACAGACAAGUGAAGAACCGAUGACAGUAAAUGGUGCUUUUUCAACUAAGGUUAACCUUUCUCAAGUUUCACCGAGUGUUCGAGCGUCUGAUGAAUCAUCCGAAUCGAAUUCGAAAUCUACUACCAAGAUUACUAUCGGUAUGACACAAAGUGAUCCUUCGGAUCGCAGCCCACUAAAGUCCACAUCACUAAUUAUGCGAACAAUGCGCUCGGCAACUCAAUUCGAUGAAGCAAUGAAGAAGCUCGAAGCAGUUCGUAGGGAAUCCAUUGACAGCAACGCAGAUGACGAAGGUCGCUCUGCGAUUCAACUGAUUUCCAGUUCGAUCUCCAAAUCGAACUCAGCUAGCAGCAUCUAUAGAGAAGCUCCCAAGCUGAAAGUAGCGAAAUAUGCAACAUCGCUAGAUGGUGACAUAGACGAUGACGAAUCCUGCUACCGAUCCCCCGUGGCUGCCUACAGAAGAUCUACGAACGAAUCUCGACUGUCCGACUUUGAAGCCUACAUAAGCAAAAACAGCAUCCGGCGAUCGAGUGCGGAUGAGUUUUCCUCGGUUAGUAUGGUGUCGAAUGUUAGCGCAAAGCCCGUCGCAGCUCCUCGGAUGAAGAAGCUGGGAUCAAGCGUUCUAAGUCAUCAGUUAACCCAGCUGAAACGACUAUAUGAUGCGGCCGAGCAAUACGACAGUGAUGAUAGUGCUAAAGCCGAUGAAGAAGUUAAGCUCUACCUGGGAAAUUUGGCGGGAAACAGUGAAGAGAGAGGCAGUAGCGAACUGUCGGGAAGCUGGAGUCGGUUGAAAGCCAGAAGAAGUUAUCAGAAGUAUCGUGAUCAGGACACUACAAUCACCGUUAACUCUACCUCAGAGUUUGAAAUAGUGAAACCUUCAUCAGCCGGAACAACGACCACUACUAUUACGAACGAGAAACAGCUCAGAAAUAGCAACAUAAUGUCCAUUGCUUUGAAAAGUCCUACCCCUAUCAAAAAACAGUCAACGACCCCUAGCGGUCAGCCUAGUAGCAAACCUUGCUCACUGCCAGUUGGUAACCGUAGUGCUACACCAGUGAAAACCCAGCCACCGCAAACGAUCGAAUCUCAGCAAAUUACAACGCAGCCACAGCAACUGUCGACGCAUUUCAAGCGCCACAUUCCGACGGCUGCUAGCGAAACGAAUGGCACAGCACGAAACGAAGAACGGGCAUCACUUCGGUUGUCGUCGGGUGCACGACAACUUCGCGAACAUGAACUGUCAUUCUUCGGUGUCAACACAAACAAAAGCCACGAAUCGUCCAACUCAUCGGGUAAUUCGUCGUCAUCGGUGUCAGCAAAGACUGCCAGCCCUCACACGUUUACCCGAUCCACAACUCUUACCUCCUCGUUUAUUAAGCGUAAUUCGAUUAACAUGCAUCCCCUGUCAACGUCUUCCGCACUUUCUACAAGUUCUUCGCAAGCCAAACCUCAAAAACCUUCCACCUGGCAAUUGACGAAUGACAAACCUGAUUUGCUACGGCACAGUCAACGUAUCGACAGCGACACAGUUGAAAAAACUACUGGUACUCCGACAACAACGGUUCCGGUUAUUGAACCGCAAUACGAGAAUUUAGUCAAACCUGUGCUAGAACCGUCAAACAGACAAUAUGAUCGUAAAGCAGAUCUUAAACGGGACGAACAGAUUCUCGAGGAGCUCACGCGAGCUGCUGACGAGAUUUUAAACGUUGUUAACAACAUGUCGAACGCUGAAAGUACUGAGAGCCUCCUCAACGAAUAUCGAGCUACAAACAGUGGUGUUACACUAGGCACGAUUCGGGAAUGCGCUUCCACCAACAAAAUAAUGAAAUCUCGAGGUAUUCAAGUAUCCAAGAACUUCGACGAAAGCUUGAAGCGGCAUCAACGAUCCGAUAAAGUCUCUUCAGCAUCAUCUAACGAGAGUCUCCCGCGACCAACUCCCAUGAGUACGUCUGUAAUGCGUCCUACACAAGCAUCCGAGUCUCGCAACAGCAGCGGACGCCGUAAACUGCCCAGUUCGGUUACGGAGACCCGUCGGCUAAUCCGUAUGUGCAGUAAAGAGCGAUUGCAUCAAUCGAAUGCCAGCUCUUCAGAGGACUUGCCAAGCUCUGCCAGUGUUGAACCUCCUCGUAGACCACGAAGAACUAGACAUCACCACAGUUCCACGGACAAAGACAGUCCUCGAAACGGAGUGACAAAAUCAUCAACCGCAGAAAGUCGACGAAGUGAUGAACAUACUGUGUCCACCCGAACGCAUCGUACCGAGAGAUCGUCCAGUAGAACUACUAAAGGUACGGCUUCCCAACCGUCAGGCAGUGUAAUUCCUACCGGAGACCAUCAUCAGCAGCGCGUAGUCCACCGCAGCAGCAAGCCUGGAACGUCCGUCCUCACCACUACAUCAUCCAAAAAACAUCACCGGUGAGUCUCUGCAGUCUGCUGUGCGGCGCCUCCCGAAGCCUAGGGUGGCUAAGAACGGCAACUUCGAACGAAUGUGCGACCACAAUCCAUCUUUCGACCAUACAUCGGAACAAAAUUAAAAAAAAAAAACUUGUAUACAAACUAACACAGAUCUCGAGCGAAGAAAAAAAAACAUUUUCUAUAUAAUUAACGAAAGCACACGCGCACCGAAUGCGAAAGUAAACAAAUGUGAUGAUAAAGAGAGAGGUGAUAAAUACUAUCUCUUAAGCGAGUAGAAGAGUAAACAAACAAGACAAUACGAAACGAUGCGAACUUCCGAUCGACAAUUAUAUUUUGUUGGUUCAAUCCAGGCAAUCCAGCAGAACGCGAAACUAAGAUAUUUUAUUGGAAUAGAAACUUUUUAUAUAGAAACAUUGUGUGUGUUCCUAUUUUGGUUUGAUUCUGAAUAUUAUUUGUUAGCUUAUUAUACACAUGAGAAAAGACAAUUUUGACGAUAAGCCUAUAUAUAAAGUACGAGACUAAUCAAAGCAGAAAUGCGGCUAAUCAUCGAAAUUAUUUGCUUUUGCAUAAUCUCAACAGGGGUUCUACUAUUCGCAAUAACGACGCAUUACUAAUGAAGCUAAGUGAUAACGAACGAAUUAUUAAAAUGCGAGUUUUGCAGACUUGUAAACGGUCCUUUUUUAUUAGUCAGAACAGGGAAACAUAGCAGUUUUUUUUUUUUGAUUUUGCAAUAUACUUUAACAGUUUAACACUCCUUACUGUAUGCCCACGAAAAAUAUUUAUGUUAUUCACAGACUUGAAAAUAAAAUAAUUACAAAACUA